CACACACACACACACACACACACACACACACACACACACACUCACCCUCACACACACACUCACACACACACACACACAACACACACACACACUCACACACACUCAGUAGUGUGUGUGAGUGUCCUUCGCUCUGAUUGGUGGAGGGCUGCACCUGCAGGCCGAGCUGCUCGCUGAUUGGCUGGCUGGUGUGUGAGGGGGCGUGUCCCCUCCCGCCGCCGCGCGCUGCUUCUCCUGUCUGGUAGAGAGCCUCAGCACGUGAGUACCGGACCAUCUUUCUUCUGAUGUUUCCGUUCGAUUGAUCUGUUCACAUGCCGACAGGAAGUGACGAAGAGAAGUGAUCGAUUAUCUGCAGUCAGUGACGCUGCAGCGGCUCCCAUUCAGAGACGCCACAACAACAUCCAGAGAACUGUAGGCCUCACUUGCCUCAGGACGUUCACGCAAUGUCCCACACUGUGAGUCUACCAAAGCCUUCUUCUUCUGUGGUGGACUCACCACAGCGGAGGAUCCUUCUUCUUCUUCUCCUGAUCCUUCCAUGGCCCAAACUGGUGAUGACAUCAUCAGCAUUUACCGUGGCCCUCCGGCGCCGCGGCGACAGAGUCUCCGCCAACAACAUCUGUCAAUGCUCGGAGAAGCCAGACGGACGACUGACGGUCCGCUGCAGUGGACUGAGACUGGCACAGGUACCUGUCGGCCUCUCUAACCUCACCAUGCGUCUGUUUCUGGAUAAAAACCUGCUCAGCUCUCUGCCGGCCGACUCUUUCUCUGAUCUGUUGCUGCUCGAUGAGCUCGACCUGUCGCACAACCAGCUCUCCUCACUGGAAGCCGGUUGUUUCCGUGGUUUGGCGUCCUCGCUUCGUUUCCUGGACCUGUCGUCCAAUCGGCUGUCAACGUUGGACCCUGCGGCGCUCGGCGGGCUGCGAGCUCACACCAACCUCACACACAACCCCUGGCACUGUGACUGUAGGAUGCAGCUGUCGACGCCUCAGUUGGAUCUGGACCCGUCGUCUCUUUCUGAAGUCGUCUGUCAAACCUCGGACCUCCCAAACCUCGGAGCUGCUGGGAGGCCUCUGGUCCUGCUGGUGGAGGACUGGGAUCUGUGUCUGUCUGUGAGGAGAGCCACUGAUGUGGUGAUGCUGGUCACCAUGUUCCUCUGGUUCUCCGCGGUCAUCUCCUACCUGGUCUACUACAUCCGACAGAACCAGGAGGACGCCCGCCGACAUAUGGAGUACCUCAAGGCUCUGCAGGGCCGGCAGGUGUAGAGGACGGAGUGCCACCUGGAGGUCAACGGAGCAAAUCACAUGUUCUUCUAAAGGACAAAAACACAGGAAUAAGUCCUGGAAGAACUGGCGUUAGUAACCUGAAAGCGAGGAUGCAUGUCUCCUCAAGGACCCCUAGAACGUCCCUGGAACCUCCUCAAGGCCCAUAGCGACGCUUGGAACCUCCUCAGAACAAAUACAAGAACAAUUAAUCAUUUUUGAAGAACUGGUUUGAACAUAAAUAUAUCUGGUUAGUCAGCUUCCCAUUUAUUAAUCAUAACACUCCAAACCACCAAAAGAAUUUUCUGGUGCUGGAAUACAGUCGAUCUUCGGACAUGAUGAGACGGGGUCGUCCCUCAUUCGUCCAGGAGUGUUCUAUCGUAGAAAAGGUUUCAGUCGUAGUCAUCUGGACGCUGUUUUCAGAAUCAAGACGUUUCGGCUCCCAUCCGGAAGUCAUUCUCAAUUGAGAAAAUGG
Messenger RNA from Siniperca chuatsi (mandarin fish), 1731 nucleotides. RefSeq names its product leucine-rich repeat-containing protein 3-like. The record is from RefSeq and is a predicted model, not a curated record. Bases 441 to 1259 code for a protein of 272 amino acids. The transcript has 7 exons. Gene Ontology annotation, cellular component: plasma membrane. Gene Ontology annotation, molecular function: protein binding. Lineage: Eukaryota; Metazoa; Chordata; Actinopteri; Centrarchiformes; Sinipercidae.